GCGACCCGUGGGUCUAGCGCGCUUUACUAUUAUGGCGGUCGACAAAUCGGUUCUCGUUUACGAAAGAGUCAGUCGGGAAACUUUUUCUGAAGAAAUAUGCCACAAACGGUUGCCUGCUGUGCUAAGAGGCCUCGAUUUAGGACACGCGACUCGACGUUGGACUGCAGACUAUCUCAAAGAAAAAGUAGGGAAAAGAAGCGUAAAGCUGCACGUCUGCCCUACAGAACGAAUGGACUUUGUUGGCAAAAACUUUUUGUACAAGACACUGCCGUUUGAUGAGUUUGUGACCAGGGCUUCGAAAUCAACUCAGUGUGAAUUUUUUAUUUGCAAAGAAGAAAAGUAUUACCUCAGGUCAUUAGGAGAUGACCCCAGGAAGGAUGUUGCAGACAUUAGACUACAGUUCCCAGAGCUUGCAGGAGAUAUUUCUAUCCCACAAUUGUUCUCACAAGAAAAACUGUUUUCAUCAGUUUUUCGUAUCAGCUCAGCAGGCAUUCAUCUGUGGACACAUUAUGAUAUAAUGGAUAACCUUCUUAUUCAAGUGUGUGGACAUAAGCGGAUUACUUUAUUUCAUCCUAGUGAUGCUCUGUAUCUGUACCUGUGUGGUGACAAAUCUGCUGUUUUGAAUAUUGAUGAUCCUGAUUUAACAGCUUACCCUCUUUUUAAUCAAGCUGUAAAACACGUGUGUUAUCUCGAUCCGGGAGAUGUUUUGUUCAUCCCAGCUUUGUGGUUUCAUAAUGUCGUAUCAUUGGACUUCAGUGUUGGUGUGAACGUGUUCUGGAAGCAACUGGACGAUAAGUUCUACGACCCUAGGGAUACAUACGGUAAUAAAGACUUACUACCUGCUGCUAGAGCUUUUCAGAUUGGUGAUCGGGCUGUAAAGGCAUUACAAGAAUUGCCUGAUGAUUACUGUGAUUUCUUUGCUCGUCAGUUAGUAUCACGUAUUCAGAAUAAAUGCUACAGUAAAACAUAGUUAUGUCAAACUACUUGUUGUUGGCAUGUCAUGUUGUCGAUAUUGUAAACGGUCGGUAAAAUCAAAUGUCUGAACAAUAUUUGAACAGUUUUAAUUAAGUGGAGGUACAGAUAUCUCUAGUGUAGUCUGGGGUUUGUAGCUUGUAUGUACGGAUAAGCAGAUAUGCACUAAAUUAGGAGAAAAGCAGUGGAAUUAAACAAUA
Corticium candelabrum is the source of this 1172-nucleotide messenger RNA. RefSeq names its product tRNA wybutosine-synthesizing protein 5-like. Gene Ontology annotation, molecular function: 2-oxoglutarate-dependent dioxygenase activity; tRNA binding. The record is from RefSeq and is a predicted model, not a curated record. The transcript has 5 exons. NCBI's taxonomy places the organism in Eukaryota, Metazoa, Porifera, Homoscleromorpha, Homosclerophorida, Plakinidae. Gene Ontology annotation, biological process: wybutosine biosynthetic process. The coding region runs from base 32 to 970 and encodes 312 amino acids.